AUAAGGAGAUGAUAUUUUCUCACGAUAUCAUGAAGACUCGUCGGGACGGAUAUUCAAUAUGGUGCCUAUCAGGGUCUUACUGCUGUUAGCAAUACCACUAAUUGGUAUUUUUCUGCAAGAAUCAUCCAGUAAGAGCAUUGACGAACGUAAUCCUCAUGUCGAAAGUCCCGCAGACUUCGAAGGGUACCAUGAGCUGAUUAAAAGUAAACGAGACGUUGACAGUACCAUUGCAGAAAACAUCAAAGAAUCUGAACGUGCAAUGGGCGAUUCAGCACUAUCAAAUGAGGAUGAAACACAAGAAAUAGAAAAACGGCGGGGUCGACGUAGGCGAAGGGGAGGUCGCAGGAGGUCAGGCCGCAGAAGGUCAGGGCGAAGAGGCUCCAGAAGAGGUGGAUCUAGGCGCACGGGAUCUGGUAAAGGCAGUGCUGCUCUGGGGGCAUUAGAUGCUAUUAGUAAUGGUCUUGGUGCAGUGGACGCUGGUUUAGGUAUAGCACAGACUGUGGGCGAUAUGAAUCAGGGCAAUGAUGACAAUGGAGAUGAUUAUUAGGAAGAAAAUGCGUAAAAUACCUGUACCACAAAUUAUACAAAAUAAACCAAUAAUUUAUUGA
Ostrea edulis (European flat oyster) is the source of this 608-nucleotide messenger RNA. RefSeq names its product protein nemuri-like. Lineage: Eukaryota; Metazoa; Mollusca; Bivalvia; Ostreida; Ostreidae. The transcript has 6 exons. Bases 59 to 547 code for a protein of 162 amino acids. The record is from RefSeq and is a predicted model, not a curated record.